Molecule: messenger RNA, 1451 nt
Organism: Diospyros lotus (date-plum)
Lineage: Eukaryota; Viridiplantae; Streptophyta; Magnoliopsida; Ericales; Ebenaceae
Product: protein ARV 2-like
Exons: 9
Coding region: 448-1143 (231 amino acids)
Biological process (GO): regulation of plasma membrane sterol distribution; sterol metabolic process; sphingolipid metabolic process
Cellular component (GO): Golgi apparatus; cortical endoplasmic reticulum
Source: RefSeq, a predicted model, not a curated record
UUUCCUUUUCCUUCUUUCUGGUUUUGGCAAGAGACUAACUAGGGUUUAGGAUCGAUUCCAGGAAGAAGACUGAUUCGGGUUUCGCAGGCGUAUCGACCCUUAGGGCACCCUCAAUGUAGUUUGCUAAAAGAGUUGCAGGUAUGAUGCAUCUAAUUUUUUUUUUUUUCCUGUGUGUUAAUUUCGAUUGACACUUGAUAGUUUCAGGAAGAUGAGGAAGAAAAACUACGUGUUGCUUGGGUGGCUGCCCCAAAAGUUUAUUUAUUAUAUAUAAUAUAUUUAUGAUGGAGCUCGCAGUUUACCUGAAACCUUUGAACUUGCCCCUCCUCCGUUAGCUUUAUUAUCUGGUUAUUGGAACAUUGGUUCAUCUUACAUCAUUCAGAAUCUGGAAAUUUGGAGAGAGAGAGAGAGAGAGAGAGAGAGAGAGAGAGAGAGAGAGAGAGAGACGACAUGGAAUUUCGAUGCGUUGAAUGUGGAUUUCAGCUUGCUAGCGAUAAAGCACUGUUCAUUCAAUAUUCUCCUGGAAAUAUCCGCCUCAUGAAAUGCGAGAACUGCAAAGCAGUUGCUGAUGAGUAUAUUGAAUGUGAAAUUAUGAUCCUUUUAAUUGACCUGGUUCUACACAAGCCGAAAGCAUACAGACAUUUACUGUACAAUUUACUGAAUCGACAAGUUGUGAAUCUUGAGGGCUUGUUUUGGAAGUCAAUUUCUGCUUUCCUUCUUCUGGAUGCCUUCACGAUACUGGUCUUAAACUGGAGUGAAGAAAAUUGGAGCUUGUCUGUGAGCUUUUCUUCAUUAGUUUUGGGAUGUACAAAGAUGCUGAUGAAUCUUCUUUUAAGAAACUUCAUGUUUCUUUGUAUUUUGCUCCUCGCAAACAGAUACUUUUUGGAUGCACAUGUUGGAGUCUCCCGGUGCACAGACAUAUUGUUCGCUAUAUUUGUUUCUAGCUACUUGAAAAUCUUUCUCAUCACCAUGCUGGUGUGGGAAUUCCCAUAUUCAGUGCUUUUCAUAAUUGAUAUGUUUGUUCUAUCAUCCAAUGUUGUGGCUUUGAAAGUAAUGACAGAGUCGUCCAUUGGUAAAUGUAUCGGCACUUGCUUCAGUGCACACGCUGUCAAAUGGUUGCUGCACUUCAUCUGCCAAGAUCAUUGAGAGAAUUCAAUGGCUUCGCUGCCAGUUUUUAGGUUCAAAUGCGGCAGAUCAAGUCUUGAUUCUAAGAAAAUUUUGGAUGCUUGGUAAUGUAGCUUGAAUCAGAUCACGAUCAUAUAUUCAACACCUUCUGUAAUGAAAAUGCUCAAUAUAAACUCAAGAGUGACGAGAGGGCGAUUGUAAGCCCCAAUCAAGGUUUGCCAAUGGCAUUUUGUAUGUUGAGGCCAUUUUUACCCAGGGAAGGGUAUCGCAAGCCAUGAAAGUUUUUGAUUUUUCAUGUAGUUGAUCCACAUCUCCUCUCUAUCGGUCUU